AUGCCGAAUCACUUACGCGAUCCAUCAAGGAACAAUCAACAUCCACCAAACACAGCCGCUGCAGAUGGUCAAUGUGGCAAUGGAGCUUGUAGGGGAGGUCAGCAUGGUGGUGGUCGUAGGAAGCUGAUCCUAUGUUUUGAUGGUACCGGCAACAAAUUCCGUGGAGAUGACAGUGACAGCAAUAUUCUCAAAAUUUUCCGCAUGCUCGACAGCAAUGCAGAUGACCAAUAUCAUUACUAUCAGCCCGGUAUCGGGACAUACGUUGUGUCAGAAAACCUGACGCACAACGGUGUUAGAGCCAAAUGCAGGUCCUGGUACCAGAUGGCUAAGGACUCUGCGGUUGGCUCCUCGUUCGAUCAGCACGUUGUGGGGGGAUACCGAUUCCUGAUGAGAUACUACUCGCCAGGAGACGAUAUCUACAUGUUCGGCUUUUCCCGAGGCGCCUAUGUUGCUAGAUUCCUAGCAGAGAUGUUGGACUUCGUCGGUCUUCUUGCCCAUGGUAAUGAGGAAAUGGUCGCUUUCGCUUGGAGCUCAUUCUCUCAAUGGCAAUGCAGAAGAACAAACUCGACACCGGAAGGUAAAGAAGACAGAGAGAAGAUGUAUCAGUUUCUCAAAGGCUUUAGGGAGACAUUCUCGCGACCGAUUCGACGAAUCCGCUUUUUGGGGCUCUUCGAUACCGUGAACAGUGUACCGCGCUUCGAGACAGCGUGGAUGCAGCGCAGCAAGUUCCCGUAUACAGCACGAUCCUCUGCAAAGGUCAUCAGACAUGCUGUCAGCAUUGAUGAGCGACGCGCCAAGUUUCGACAGGACCUCAUUUACCAAGAGCCCAAGAAGAGUCGGAAGAAAACCGUAGCCAAGCGAAUGAUGGAGCAUCACCCUUUCAACGAAAAAGUGCAGGAAUUUCAAGAAAAGUAUCGACCAGGUCGGCGAUCAACACUUGCACCCGAUGACGCCGUGGCGAAAGAAGACCGUGGUAGGCGCCGAGUCCAUCAACAAGAAGAAGAUGCAGACCAUCCCGCUCCUUUCCGCAGCCGCUCCAGAUCCAGAUCUCGAGCAACAGAUCGGACAGGCCACGCGUAUACGGAUCAUGACGCAUCGUCCAUCAACUCCAAGCCGCCCAUGGAGGACCUCACCUACGACUCGGACGACGACGAAGCCGACCAGGAUGUUGAUGAGGUGUGGUUCUCUGGAGGGCACGGCGACAUCGGAGGAGGAUGGGAUGCCGUUCCUGGCCGUAAGAACGCCAGCCAUAUACCUUUGGUGUGGAUGGUGAGAGAAGCUAUGCGAGCAGGAUUGACUCUUGACCUCGGCCAACUCGAGUACCUGGGCUGUGUCCAAUCAGUAGCCGGACCAAAUCCCCAGACUGCAAGAGAGUCGCCGACUCCCACGCCGUGUGAAGCGAUCGCAGUUCCGGAAAUUCAUGUCGACGCCCCUUCUCCCCCUAUCGGCUCUCGGCCCGCAUCGCCAACCGGUUCGGUGACAGAGAACGCAGGAGAUUCGGAAACGUCAACACACAACUGCACCGUCACACCGUUCAACGAGAUGAUCCAGACGGCACAUGAAGCCAAAAUCCACGAUUCUCUUGAUUUUGGAUGUGGCAUGCAUCGAGCCAGCGUCUUCAUGUGGCGAGUGAUGGAGUAUCUCCCAUUUAGGAGACUAGACCUCAGGCCAGACGGCAGUUGGAAACCAAUCAGAUGGCCAUUGCCGCGAGGGGAAGUCCGCGAUGUUCCCGACAAGGUAAGGAUUCACGGAAGCGUGAUACGGCGAAUGGAGCGUGAUGAGAAUUACAGACCUGGGAACUUGAUUGUCGGCGGAGGUGGCAGAGGCUGUCGAGUUGCGCCCAAGGAGUACGGAAUAGGGCAAUGGGUUUGUGUCAAAGGCAGCGGUGAUGUUAUUGACGAGGUUUGGGUGCGGAGGUCGGAAAUUGAGAAAACCUAG
Molecule: messenger RNA, 1938 nt
Organism: Colletotrichum orchidophilum
Lineage: Eukaryota; Fungi; Ascomycota; Sordariomycetes; Glomerellales; Glomerellaceae
Exons: 3
Coding region: 1-1938 (645 amino acids)
Source: RefSeq, a predicted model, not a curated record